AUGGCUCAUCAGAUCGGUCUGCCUAGAUUUGGUUCUGAUCAUGUCCCCAUCUGUCUUGAACUCCGAAAUCAUGUCUUCAAGCCUUCUCAGUUUAAAUUUGAAAGCUCUUGGUGCUUGACGGAUGAUUUGCAAGAAAAAAUCAAAUGUUGGUGGGAGGAGCAGUGUUUUGCUAAGCACUCUUUUAGUUCCAUCCGGGAACGUAAGAGGCAUCUUCGGCACUCUCUUGAUGAGCUGGACAUCAUUCGUGAGUCUAGACCCCUGAGUGCUGAGGAACUUCGCAGUGCUGACUCGCUCUCGCUGGAGCUUUCUUUAACCCUGAGGCAGGAAGAGUUUUACUGGAGGCAACGCUCUAGGGUUAAAUGGCUUCGGGAAGGGGAUGCGAACACAAAGUUCUUCCACUCUGUUGCUAAUGGCCGCUGUAACCACAACCAUAUUGCCGAGGUUGACUUUGAAGAUAAUUCUGUAAAAGGGGAUGCUGACAUCGGGAGGAUAUUUACGACUUUCUUCCGCGGGCAGUUUGGCACCAAGCGUGAUUUUCGUUUUCUUAUUGACUGGAAUGUCCUGCUUGCAAAUAAACCUAGGAUUAACCUGGAGGAUCUGAAGACCCCCUUUUCGAGUGAGGAGAUUUUUGCUGCUAUCAGCAAGUUGGGCGCUGAUAAGGCCCCUGGCCCGGACGGUUUUCCGAUUCUAUUCUUCCGUAAAUACUGGCAUAUCCUGAAGACCGACCUCUGCAAAAUAGUCAUUGAUAGGUUAGUGGAUCAUUCGCAAUCCGCCUUCAUUAAGGGAAGAUCUAUCUUAGACAAUGUGGUGGCUGCUGAAGAAAUCAUUUUCGGCCUGCAGCAACGGGGACUGGGGGGAAAUGUUGUGAAGGUCGACUUUGCUAAAGCCUUUGAUAUGGUGGAUUGGGACUUUCUCCUUGAGAUGUUGGAAGCCAGGGGUUUUGGGACCCGGUGGAGGCAAUGGAUCGCCAGCUUGCUUCGCUCCUCUAAAUCUUCCAUCCUUAUCAACGGUUCCCCGGAAGGUUAUGUUAGGUAUCAACGUGGGUUGCGUCAGGGGGACCCGCUGUCGCCCCUUCUUUUUGUGCUUGCGGCCGAUGAUCUGAGCACUAUGUUUAAUCAGGCACUUGAUUCUCGUGUCUUCUUUGGGGUCCCACUUGGUAAUCAGGGUCAUGCUUGCCAUCUUCAAUACGCGGAUGACCUAAUUAUCUUAACUGCUGGUGGGGCAGAGGACCUUAGGAUCAUUAAGUUAAUCCUUGGUCUCUUUGAAGAUGUCCUCCCGAUCUCCUAUAUGGGUGUCCCUAUUGCUGGGAGGAGGCCACGUAGACAGGAUUGGGAGGUCCUCAUCCAUAAAAUCCAUGUUAGGCUUACCUCUUGGAAAGCGAACUUUUUUUCUUUAGGUGGCAGGCUUACACUUAUCAAUUCUGUACUUUCUGCACUACCUACUUAUUGGAUGUCGAUUUUCCGUCUGCCUAAGUGGGUUUCCAGCAGGAUUGAUCGUAUUAGGAGAGAUUUUCUCUGGUCUGGACCGGAUAUUGACCAUCCUAAGUGUCAUCUUGUCAGUUGGCAGAGAUUGUGCCUCCCUCGUGAGCAAGGGGGUUGGGGCAUCAUCAAUCUUGUUGAAUUUAACAGUGCCCUUCUUGGGAAAUGGUGGAACCUGUUUUUGUCUCGCCAUCGUCGGUGCUCCUUCUUUUGGCAAGGUCUUUACCAAUCCCUGGAGGCUUUUACCGCCUGCCUUCAGUCUGUGGUUGUGAACGGGGAAUCCACGCUUUUCUGGCUCGACAAUUGGAUGGAGGGUUGCGCGCCCAGAUUCCGCUGGGGUGAUGAGUUUCGAUUGGCUGCCAACUCUUGUCGCACUAUUAAGGAGAUUCUUGGGAACCUCCUCUCGGGGGAUAUGUCUCAGGACCCGCUCCUGAUUGCUGCUAGAUCCAAUCUCUCCCCCUCCUCUGGGACGGGUGAUCAGGAUCAGAAGUCCUGGAAACUGACGGUGGACGGCUUUUUCACUGUUAAAUCUUUUUAUAGAUUCCUAAUCGACCGGGGAAAGCGAUGCAAAAUCACUCCGUUGAUCCUUGAGUGCUUUGUCCCCCGUAAAAUCUCGGUCUUCUGUUGGCUUGUUUGGGAUAAGAAGAUCCUCAUGCUGGACAAGCUGUUUAGCAGGAGAUGUAAUUUCUCCUCUACGGCAACGUGCCUUCACUGCUUCUCGAAUAUUGAGUCGGUGGACCAUCUUUUCUUCACGUGCCCGGUGGCUCAGGAGAUUUGGCGCCGCCUUGCUCCUUUAUUUGGUUUCCAGAGAUCCCCCUUUUCCAGUGUAGACCUUUGGGAGGACUGGAUUAGGAUCCCAGCAGCUCCGGCUAGAGACUUGCACAAGUUGGAGGAGUCUAUUUCUGCGGUCAGGCGCUUUAUUCAGUUCUCAGGUCCUUCUUCCAGUGAGGAGCAGGUUCCUGACGUGCAUGAUGAUAUCUCGGGCUAUACGUUGCUCCUGAUGUGCUGUCUGGUCUAG
This is a messenger RNA of Dioscorea cayenensis subsp. rotundata (Guinea yam), 2496 nucleotides long. RefSeq lists its product as uncharacterized. NCBI's taxonomy places the organism in Eukaryota, Viridiplantae, Streptophyta, Magnoliopsida, Dioscoreales, Dioscoreaceae. The transcript is spliced from 6 exons. The record is from RefSeq and is a predicted model, not a curated record. Bases 1 to 2496 code for a protein of 831 amino acids.